Messenger RNA from Aspergillus puulaauensis, 4233 nucleotides. Its product is annotated as PE repeat family protein. The coding region runs from base 1 to 4233 and encodes 1410 amino acids. The record is from RefSeq and is a predicted model, not a curated record. The transcript is spliced from 4 exons. NCBI's taxonomy places the organism in Eukaryota, Fungi, Ascomycota, Eurotiomycetes, Eurotiales, Aspergillaceae.
AUGGCGAAAAAGAAGAGCAAUAAGAAGAAGAGCAAUAACGCCAAAGGAAGGGCCCCGAUAAGCGACAAUAAUCCAGAGGUUUCCAAUCCCACGGCCGACCCGGCGGAAUCCGAGGAAAAUGGGGUCCCCGAUCCAGACAACAAAACGGACUCUCCCGAAGCUGAGAAGGAACAGGCCCCGGAAGGCACUCAGAAAGAUGAAUCAAGUAGUUCUACAGACGAUGCCCCAUCAACAGAAGCAACAGCCGAAUCGGGUGCAACAACACCCCCCGAUGCGGUAGAAGAGCCCAAAGCUGAGGGCGCAGAACCCUCUGAGGCAGACAAGCCGGCAGACUCUACUCCAGAAUCUGGUGAAGAAAAGCCAGAAACGGAUUCAACAGAGGAAGCAGCGCCAGCUGCAGCCGAAACGAGCGAACAGGCAGAUCCAACCGAGACGCCAGCCGGGGGGUCUGCUAAAGAAGAGGCCCCCGCUGAACCAGCCGACGAAGAGGCGCCUGCUGAAGAGAGCCCGGCGCCAGAACCUAGUGAAGAGAAGCCAGCCGGCGCUCCAGCGGAAGAGACCGAAAAGUCUGCUGCCGAAACGAGCGAACCAGAAGCCUCUCCUACAGAUUCUACGCCAGAAACGGAGACAACCACAGCACCGGCGGAAGAAGCAGCAGCAGAACCCGCCGCUGAAGCAGCACCAGCAGACACGCUUGCAGCAGAGCCAGUCGACCAGGAUCCUCCAACAACAUCCGGUGAGGAGGAAAAGGCUGCGCCAGAAGCGGCAGAGGAAACACCGGCGCCUGCAGUAGAAGCAAUCGAGGAGCCUGCGGUAGAGGCGGCCGAACCAGAGCAGAAAACAGAAGAACCGCCAACGGUAGAAGAACCUGCCCCCGAGCCGCCAGCAGCAGAAGAAGAAGAAGCCAAGCCUGGUAAUUCAAAGAAAAAGAAGAAAGAUAAGAAGAAGAAGAAGGGCCAACAAGCGGCUGCCGCUGUCGCUGAUGAGGAGCCUGCUCCUGCAAAAGAAGAUACUCCAGUAGAGCCCCCAGGAGCUCCCGCCGAAGAGCCUGCGCCUGAGGAACCUGCGCCGGCAAAGGAGGAAGAUACUCCAGCAGAGCCUCCAGCAGCUCCUGUCGAGGAACCUGCUGCCGAAGAACCUGCGCCUGAAGAACCUGCGCCUGAAGAACCUGCGCCUGAAGAACCUGCGCCUGAAGAACCUGCGCCUGAAGACCCUGCGCCUGAGGAACCUGCGCCUGAAGAACCUGCGCCUGAGGAACCUGCGCCUGAGGAGCCUGUGCCUGAGGAGCCUGUGUCUGAGGAGCCUGUGCCUGCAAAGGAGGAAGAUACUCCAGCAGAGCCUCCAGCAGCCCCUGCCGAAGAUCCUGUUCCUGAAGAGUCUGCGCCUGAGGCGCCAGCCACGGUCGAAGAAACGAAGCCAGCCGAGGAACCGAGCGAGGACAAGGCCGUUGAACAACCGGCUGAGUCUCCCGAAGAGCCAGCCCCUGCGGCGGAGCCCAGCGAAGAGGUGGCCAAGCCUGCAAAUUCGAAGAAGAAGAAGAAAGAUAAGAAGAAGAAGAAGGGUCAACAGGCUGCCGCUGAGGAGCCCACCCCUGAGCCACCAGCUCCGGCUGAAGAACCGAAGCCAGCUGAGGCGCUGAGCGAGGAGAAGGCCGUCGAACCGCCGGCUGAGGCUCCCGAGGAGCCCACUGAACAAGAAACACCGGUAGCAGAGCCAGUCGAGGAGGCAGCUGCUCCAGAGCCUGUUGCAGAAGAGCCGGCCGCAGUAGAAGCUGAGGCUCCCGCCGACGCACCAAGUGAAGAACCUGCACCGUCCACAGACCCGGUCGAUGAGGAGGCUAAGGCUGAGCCUGAAACCGCUGCUGCUCCAGAACCUAGUGAGGCAGCUGAAGAAUCAAAGCCUGAGGAGACAGUGGAACAAUCUGCGCCAGAGGCUCCCAAGGCUGAGGACGCAGUGGCGGAACUUGCAGAGCAACCAACCGAAGAACCGGUUCGGGAACCGAUCGAGGAAGGGCAACCUGCCGCAGCAACGGAAGAAGCGCCAGCAGUCGAAUCUGCCCCUGAGGCAGUAGAUGAAUCGCCAACAGAGCAUCCAGAGACAGAACCCGCCGACAAAACUAAAGACGACUUCCCCGAGUGUGAUCCUGAAGCAGCGUUUGAUAAGGUCGAGGCAGAGAAGGAAGCAGCUGCGCAGCAAGCACAAAAGGACGCCGAACUCGAAGCAGAAGAGGCCUCCCGGAAAGCCGAUGCGCUGAUUGAUUUUGACGAUGCCCCGGAGUCACCUAUUGAAGAACAGGCCGAAGAACCUGCAGCAGCCCCCGACGCGGAACCAGAGCCAGUCGAGACUGCGCCGGCAGAGCCUGAGGUGCCUAAAGAGCCGGCCGCUGAAGCUGCACCGGUCGAGGAAGUGGCAGCCGAACCCGUUGAAGAAACAGCGAGGAAUAUUGAGCCCGUCGAAACCGAAGCUCCGGUCGAAGAAGCGGAACCUGAGGCCGCUCCCGAAGUAGCCCCAGAGCCAGCCGUCGCGGAGGAGUCUCCGGAGGAAGCUCAAAAGGGCGUUCCGGUAACGGAGGAGCCUGUAGCAGAGUCUGCACCAGAAGAGCUUGCGGCAGCAGAACCAGCACCGGAAGAAGCUCCAGCAGUAGAGCCCGAAGCCCCGGCAGCGCCUAGUGAAAUUGUUGAGGAGCCUCCUGUUACUGAGGAGACACCUGAACCUGCAGUGGAGGAGCCGACGCCCGCAGAAGAGACCCCCGAGCCGGCUGCACCUGUUGAAGCGACACCAGCGACAGAGGCUCCCAAGGAAGAACCAGCUGAGGAGCCAGCUCCUGCUGAGCCCGUAGUGGUUGAAGAAACAGAGCCGGAACCCGAGGCUACCAGAGAGGUGCCGGACGAGGGCCCUGCAGAAGAUCCACUAGCUGUAGCUCCUGUUGAGGAGCCUCCAGUUGAAGAACCACUGGUCGUGGAAGAACCUGCCGCAGCGCCUGCGGUUGUUGAAGCUCCAGCUGAAGAGCCAGUCGCUGAACCAGCUCCGGUGGUUGAAGAGACUGCUCCACCAGUUCCGCCAGUAGCAGUUGAGGACUUCCUUGUUGAAGAUGGACCUAGGGAUAUAGACGUUUCGGAGAUUCCAGCCAACUAUCCGGCCCCCGUUCCAGCUGACAUCGUUGAGGCGGUGCCUAAAGCACCAGCUGACGAGCCCACUGCGGAGCCUGUCAGCGAACGUGGACGAGGUCUCGAAGAGACCUAUGCCUUUGAUCGGGAGCUGUCGCCCAGGACACCAUUGGUUCCCGACACUUCGGCCGAAGUUGGUGGGGGUGCAACGCCGGGAGACCGGUUUGCUCUUGCUGCUGGAGAAAUCCAUGAGCGUUCAAGGCGAAGAAGAAGAAGAUCGCACGUACCUGACCCUCGCGAUGACCGCGAUGACCGACGACCUUCAAAGAGCUCUUCAGAAGGGCGUUCCCGACAUGCGCCGACGGUGGCUGCUGGCCCGGCUCCACCUCCACCUCCACAGAGGAUUGGCAGUAACAAGCUGAGCCAGAGAUGGUUAGUGGCCCUGGAAGAAUCGAGGAGGCAGUAUGAGGAGAAAUCGAGAAGGGAGUUGAAGCGACUCCAACGGAUUGAUGCGGAGCGAGAAAGAGGCGAACGAUCGAAGCGAAUUGAGCGAUCUAGUAGCACUCGAGAGCAGGAAUCCGAACCCAGGAAGUCCAGCCAAAGAAGCUCCGGCAGCCGUGAUGGUGAUCGUACGACCGCGGGCUCUUCCUCAAGACACUCGCAGUCGACUGUUCCUAGGCCCCGAACCUUCUUGAAAUACAACCCCUCCGAUGAGGAGGUGUCGAGCAACAACCCCCUUCCCAAAGUCAACGCCACCAAGGCAAUGGCCAACGUUGUCGACCAGCCGCGUAGGCGUUCGUCCACUAGUCAUUCCCACGGCAGCCAUUCCCACGGUAAUCGUCCUUCGACUGAAGGAAGAGGCUCCAUUGAGCGGCCUAGUGGUUCCCGUCGCAGGGAGGAAGACCCUGCCCGGGCGGAAGCACGAAAGGUUCGAAGACAGUCUGAGGCAGUUGUCGAAGCUCCAGAACAGAUUGAGCAUCAGGAAGAAGCCCCCAGAUCUACUAGAGGCGACACUGAGCCCGAGCGUCGACGUCGUCACCGUCGCAGACGUGAACCAACUCCGCCACCACCCAGCGCAGCUACCAGGCUCAAGGGCAUGAUUAAGGCAGCUAUCACUGCACACUGA